Messenger RNA from Daphnia pulicaria, 963 nucleotides. Its product is annotated as homeobox protein rough-like. The transcript has 3 exons. Lineage: Eukaryota; Metazoa; Arthropoda; Branchiopoda; Diplostraca; Daphniidae. Gene Ontology annotation, biological process: regulation of DNA-templated transcription. The coding region runs from base 1 to 732 and encodes 243 amino acids. The record is from RefSeq and is a predicted model, not a curated record. Gene Ontology annotation, molecular function: DNA-binding transcription factor activity, RNA polymerase II-specific; DNA binding.
AUGGCGACGUCCAGUCAGUCCGGUAGCGCCAAAAAAGUGCCCAUGACCCCGUCGGAGUUUUUCGCCAAAAUUUACGGAGGAGCCGAUCGGCCGCCGGCGGAUGCAUCCGCCGGUGGCGCUCCGACCAGCACGGCGAAUAACCCAGCCGGAGCCCAGGCGGAUCGCCCGUCCGUUUCCGUACUUCAGCAGCAGCAUCAGCCCAGGGCUAAUUCCGCCUGGCACCUCUACCCGCCGUGGAACGCGGAUCAGUUAUUCUGGGCAUCCGGAGUCAACCAAGGAUCUUUUUUCAAUCCGCUUUCACUACCUCCAGCUCUCACCGCACUAAUGGCCAGGAGGAAGCGGAAAGGUCUAAGCCAGCGGCGGCAGAGGACGACGUUCACACAGGAGCAGACCCUACGGCUGGAAGUCGAAUUCCAGUCGGCCGAAUACGUUUCGCGGACGAGACGCUCCGAGCUGGCGUCGGCGCUGGGAUUGAGCGAAACUCAAAUCAAAAUUUGGUUCCAGAAUCGUCGGGCCAAAGACAAGCGCAUCGAGAAGGCCCACAUCGACCACCAGUACAGGUGCGGCGGAUUGGCCGUUCAACCUACCAGCGGAUCGCCGGCAUCGCAGCGCGGCCAGCACGUCUGCGGCCUGUGCGCUUGCAAUUCGAACGUGUUCCAGCAGCAGCCGAAAAUGGACGCGGAGCUCUUGGAGCCGUCCAACGAAAGUGAAACGGACGGCGAGGAAAUUUAAAAAAAAAGAAAAGAAAACAAUUCAGCGGUUCAUUCCACAAUCAUUUUGUUCCACAUUUGACAAUUAAAUUAAAUUUCAUUUUUUCGCUAUAUAAUUAUCCUGCCAAAAUUGCCAUUCCUAUUUGACCCUCCCAGUCAACCCCCUCCUUUGUAAAUAGCAAUCUGCAUAAAUCAGCAAUCAAAUAACACCAGUCUGGGUCUUUAUAACAAAACGAAUAAAUAAUCAGAGAAA